Messenger RNA from Parnassius apollo (apollo), 3444 nucleotides. Lineage: Eukaryota; Metazoa; Arthropoda; Insecta; Lepidoptera; Papilionidae. The record is from the annotation of a GenBank genome assembly.
AUGAAUGACUGGGGUGAUGAAUCCGAUAUCCGCGGUUAUAGUGAAGAAAGACAACAGCAUGGCCGUGACGAAUGGGAUUCAGAAUCUGGUUUAGAUGUACCUGAUCGUCGGGAUAUUCGUGACAAUUAUUCGGGUCGUGAAGCGUCUGAAAUAUAUGAGAUUCACCCAACAAGGGCUGAAAGGAGGAAAGAAGAAAACGACAUGGCUGCUAACUACGAACGCAAACGAUCAUCUUCAUACUUUGAUGAGUUUGAGCGUUUCGAUGGACGCAAAAAUUCCAGAGACAUGUUGGUUGGUCGGGCGAGGGAAAGUCCCCGUUCAGAUGUGGUUUUCCCACCGGAAAAUAAUGACAUGAAACGACCAGAGCGGCCGACGUUUAGGACUCACAUGGCACAGAAAGAAAGGGAUAGAAAACUCGAGGCAGAAAGAAGACAUUCUGUUUCCACUCACAUUACAGAUAGAACGGAACAUAUCGAACGUGACGUUCCAGCACCGGCGGCUUUACUGCCUUCGGAUCGCAUGUUCUUAACCUAUACCCGAGUGCCUUGGAAACUGCGCGUGCGCAAAGAAGUGUUCACGCCUCUGGAGACAUACAACGAUCCCGCCAUUUUGGACUUACUUUAUGCGCAAAUCGUGCACGACGUGACAUCCAGCAGCGCGUCGCUGCGGGUGGGCGCGAGCGAGCGGCGCGCAGGGCGCGCAUGGCUACGCGCGCAGGCCGGCCCGGUGCGCGCGCACGCCAAGCUGGCGUGCGUGGAGCUGGCGCGCGGGUGGCCGUUCUACUUCGCGCGCCUGUUCGCCGCGCGCCUGCCGCCCGCCGAGAGUGCCGUGCUCGCCGUCUCGCACGCGGCCGUCGUCGUCGGUGUUAAAGGUCCUGCGGGGCUGUCGGUGAAGCGCACUCUGUCCCUAAGCGGGCUGCGUGCCUCCGCGCCGGCACCGGCUACGCUGCAGCUCACACCCGCGCGCGAGGCGCCGCUCACGCUGCACUGCCCGCUCGCGCACCACGCACACGCUCUCAUCUCCGAGUUCGUCUUGCAGUACUCACAGUUAGGUGAGCGGGAGUACGGGUCGCGUGCACAGUCGAUUACAAGCCGCGCGCGCGCGCGCACCAUGCAGCGGCCGCGCCUCUCGCUCGCGAUGCGUGACAACUGGCGGCACCUCCAACGCAUGUACGGCCUCGAGCUCGAACGUGAGGAGUUUUCACCCCCGCGACGCGCUCCAAGCCUCGACUCCCUCAUCAACUCCUCUGAAGGUGCCGCAUCGAGUGCGGACGUCUCCAAUCCCGAGGACUCUGAUUCCGGAGCGGACACGCGCGACCCCGAACCGUCACGAACGCGUAAGAGCGAUUCGGCCAAAAAAUGCCCCCAAAGUUUCUCGUCGUCGUCUAGUGGUCAUAUGGAGACGAUACACGAGGAAACAACCCAGCCAAAAGUGUCUGUGAAAGAGAUUCUCGCCAGGUUUGAGAAUUUAACGGAAAAAACGGACGUUGCACAGAUACAACCAAAGCCUACAACAAAUGGUAUUACAACAAAGGAUCGCACAUCGGAACGUGAAAACAGAGAGACACGGGAAACAAGGCAAUCUAGGGAGUCGAGAGAGUCGAGAGAGUCGAGGGAGUCGCGGGAAUCGAGGGACUCUGUGGAAAUUCGGGAAAUUCGAGAGACGAGAGAGUCUAGAGAGUCGAGGGAUGAAACAGAACAUGUUGAAAGGAGAACGCAGAUCAAUUCACCUGUGCAGCAGGAAGAAAGGGAUAGAGAAAGAGAAAAGGAGCGAGAUAGAGAAAUGGAAAGAGAAAUGAGAGAAGAAAGAAGAGAAGAAAGAAGGGAACAAUUGACACCACAACAUGAUGGAAGACAUCCUUUACUUCAAUUCGCUGUCGACCACUUCAGACAGAGUCCAGAAUUAGAAAUUCUAAAAGCGGAUUCGUCGCUAAAGAGCAAAGCGAAACGCAACGAAUGGACUUGGAAGGCACAGACAGACGUCGUGAAAUGGCAGGCGACGCCAUUACGCGCACCAUUGCUUCGACUCCCUGCCGCACUAGCGCCCCCUGCGCUCGAGUGCUUCACGUGUGUUCGUGCGUACUGCGGAGACCUGCAGCCCGCUGAACGAGCCGUGCAUCAAGACUUGACUGAAGUGAAAUGCGUAUACACAGUACUGAUGCACUGUCACGCUGUGCCAGAACUGCGCGACGAGGUGUACUGCCAACUGAUGAAGCAGACUACGUCCAACCGCUCCGCUGCGGCGGACUCGUGCCAGCGCGCCUGGCGCCUCAUGUCCAUACUCGCCGCAUACUUCACCUGCUCCGAGACGCUUAGGCCUUUCCUGGUGGAAUACUUAUCAGCGGCAGCAGCAGAUAGACGAAGACCAUGUCAAGGAACGGCGGCCGUGUGCCUCGCUAACUUGAGAAAGACACUGAGGUGUGGUGGAAGAAAGAACGUACCCAGCGUCGAAGAGGUGACGGCGGUGUCGGCGGGCCGGUCGGCGCGCCGCCAGCUGUACCGGCUGCCCGGCGGCGCCGAGCGCGUCGUCAACACGCGCUGCGCCACCGUCGUGCAGGACAUCGUCAAUGAGCUCUGCGAACUGAUCGGCGUAAGCAGCGAGGCGGAGCGCGCGGAGUUCUCGUUGUACUGCAUCGUGGCAGGCGACGCGCUCACCAUGCCGCUGGCGGGUGACGAGUAUGUGCUGGACGUGACCACGGAGCUGCAGCGCGCGCAUCACCCCUUCUACCUCAUCUUCUGCCGCUCCGUGUGGCACCACCCGCUGCGCACCGAUGCGCCGCCGCUCUACACCGAAGUGCUCUUCAACCAGGUGGCGCCGGACUACCUGGAGGGGUUGCUGCUGGUGCUGCCGGGCGGCGCGGCGCCGGGCGCGGGCGCGCUGCGCGACGCGGCGCUGGUGGGCGCACUGCUGCACCGCGCCGCCGGGCUGGCCGACGCGCCGCACGCGCGCGACCUCAAGUACCUGCUGCCCAAGCCACUGCUGGCGCUGCGCGAGCCGCGCGCCGCCAAGUGGGCCACCUGGGUGGCUGCCGAGUGGCCCGCAGCGCGCGCGCUUUCGCCGCCGCAGGCCAAGGCCAACGUGCUGCAGGUGCUGUCGCGCUGGCCGCUGUUCGGGUCGUCGUUCUUCGCAGUGCGGCGCGUGGCGGGCGCGGGCGAGUGGCGCGAGCACGUGCUGGCGCUCAACCGGCGCGGCGUGCACCUGCUGCACCCCGCCACGCACGAGACCGACACGCACUGGCCCUACUCCGACCUCAUCUCCACCAGGAAGGUGCGGUCUGAGGACGGCACGCUGUUCCUGGACGUGAAGGUGGGGUCACUGCUGCAGCAACGGGUGACGAGACUGCAAGCCGAGCAGGCGCACGAAGUGGCACGCCUCGUGCGGCAGUACGUCGCGCUGCAGCGGGACCAGCGCCACUCGCCCGGUGAGCACCGCACUGUGACGUGA